AUGCGUAUUGAGCUGGCUAAAUUGCUCUUGGCCAAAAAUGACGUGCUUCUUUUGGAUGAACCAACCAACCACCUGGAUAUUAACUCCAUUAUUUGGCUGGAAUCUUUCCUCAAAGAAUUUGAGGGCGCGAUUAUAAUGGUUUCGCACGACAGAACCUUCUUAGACAAUAUAACCAACCGCACCAUUGAAAUUGUAAACGGCAAAAUUUACGAUUAUCCCGUGGCCUAUUCGCGCUUUGUUGACCUCCGCCACGAGCGCAUUCAAAUUCAGGUGUUUCAAAAGGUGAACCUGGAGAUAAACCGCAACGAAAGAGUGGCCUUUGUGGGGCAAAACGGGCAGGGCAAAUCUACUUUGGUGAAGAUAAUUGCCGAACGCUUGCAACACGAUGGCCAUUUGGAAAUUGGCCACAAUGUUGACAUUGGCUAUUAUGCGCAGGAACAAGCCAAAACCCUGGACGGGAAUAAAACCCUGUUGCAAACCAUAGAAGAUGCCGCCCCGGAAGAUCUGCGCAAGAAGGCCCGCGAUUUUUUAGGCUCCUUUCUUUUUACCGGUGAAGACGUAGAAAAAAAAGGGAAGGUGCUUUCGGGCGGUGAAAAGGGCCGGGUAGCAUUGUGUAAGCUGCUCUUGCACCCCCACAACCUUCUGGUGAUGGAUGAGCCAACCAAUCACCUGGACAUGAAGAGCAAGGAUAUGCUCAAAAAUGCACUGCUCAACUAUGACGGCACCCUUUUGGUGGUAAGCCACGACCGCCACUUUCUGCAAGAACUGGCCGACAAAAUUUAUGAGUUUAGAGACGGCAAAGUGAAGGAGUUUUUGGGCAAUAUUGACGAAUACCUGGAAGCCCGCAAAUUUGACGACUUCCGCCAGGUAGAACAGGAUUCAUCGGCCGGGAAGGCAAAGAACAAAACCCAAAGCAGCACGAACAAAGAAACUGUUGACUACCAGGAACGCAAGCAGUUGGAUAAGGAUUUACGCAAGGCUGAGAAAGAAGUUAAAGAGCUGGAGGAGCAAAUACAGCAAUUAGAACUGAAACUGGAGGACCUGGACGAGCAGUUACACGAUCCGGAAAAGUUCAAAGAGCUGAGCACCGAGCCCGGUUUUUAUGAGGCCUACGAGGCGGACAAAAAAAAGCUGGAAAAGCUUAUGGAACUUUGGGAAAAGAAUUCCGAGAAGUACCACAAGCUCAACCAGCGCAAAGAAAAAUUGCAAGCCUGA
Molecule: messenger RNA, 1215 nt
Organism: Symbiodinium sp. CCMP2456
Lineage: Eukaryota; Dinophyceae; Suessiales; Symbiodiniaceae
Source: the annotation of a GenBank genome assembly